GCACAGUUUGUUCCUCAAUGUCCAUGGAUUACAUUGCAAGACGAGGUCGAAAUUCCUACGUAGUCUACGAAAGAGCAAUAUUCAAACGUCAAACAGGAGAAACGACGCAUGCCAUACCACGUGGCAUGAGAAGACCGCUGCCCUACCCGCGUAGAAAUAUCAUCAUUGAUUUACCACCACUGAAAAGCAAAGUCAAACCCGGUGAUAACGUCUUGGCCGAGUUAGGCCAAAACUAUUUCGCAUCUGAGAUCUAUUCAGACGUCAAGAUCGUGAGAAUUAAAAACGAUAAGUACUAUGUUAAACCAGUUUGUGACAUGCAAUCUCCGCCAGUUGGUAUAUACGACGACUAUGUGCAUUUUCGAGUCUCUGAUUCAAGUUUCAAAGCCAGUAGUGUGCAUCCCGGACAUAACUACGCUGCGCGCUACGGUCGACUUUAUAAAGAUAAUGAUGGUUACGCUUGGUGCCCGAAUUAUCACGACUUCAAUGUCCCAUGGUUAAGUAUAGACCUUGAAGAGUAUUAUUUCAUCUGCAGCGUAAAGACAUCAGGGCUGAACAGAGAUAAAUACACUCUAACUUACACAAUGUCUGUAUCCACCGAUAGCAGAACAUGGGAAGAUGUUAAGGAAAAUGGUCAAAAGAAAGUUUUUAAAAGACAUGCUUCUCCAGAUGUACAUCACCAGUACAUCGGGAUGAUUGACAAGCCUUAUCGAUAUGUGAAGUUCUUUCCAACUUCAUUUAAAACGUGGCCUUGUCUUAAUGUCGAAAUACACGGUCAUGGAGAGAUACAAACUAGUGGUCCAUUUCCAAUGUCCUUCCCUCUUAAAGCAUUGCGGCUCAAAGGAUCUGUAUGCAACCUUCAAACAAAAUGUCUAAAUACGCCUAAUGGCGAAUGUAGCAGCGAGGGUUACGUUCCUGGCACCUACACGUGUAGGUGCAAAAGUGGUUUCCAAGGUCCACAGCAGUUUGAUCCCGGUAACAAAGCAAACUGUAUAGAUAUCAAUGAAUGCCUGAAAGAUCCUUGUGGUAAACAUACCGUUUCCUGUACCAACAACCCUGGCUCCUAUAGGUGUAAUUGCAAAACAGGUUACAAGAACGAAAACAAAGACCUUACCAAAUGCCGGGACGUUGACGAGUGUAUUGAACAGACUCCCUGCUCGCCAAAUGCCCGGUGUUCCAACACGGAUGGGUCUUACACUUGCGAGUGUAAUACUGGUUACUACGGUGACGGGUUCACAUGUACGGACAUCGAUGAAUGCAACCCUAUUGAUGGUGUCGGCGGUUGCCAAAGUCAUUACGCCGACUGUGUUAACACUCCAGGCAGCUACACAUGUACUUGCUGGAAGGGCUAUACGGGAGAUGGGGAUAUUUGCACGGAUGUAAAUGAGUGUGCUUUAGACCAAGACCCUUGUGAAUCCAUCAAUGGUAAAUGUAUCAAUAAUGUUGGUUCAUACUUUUGCCAAUGCAAUGCGGGUUUUACACUUGUUGAAGGAAAAUGUCAAGAUGUCGACGAGUGCAAGUCACCUGAUCUCAACGACUGCAAUCAACUUGCUUCUUGUGAAAACAUUCCUGGUUCCUAUUCUUGCGAGUGUAAAAGUGGCUUUACAGGAAAAGGAUACGAUGCUUUUGGCUGCUCCGAUAUUGAUGAAUGUAAAGAUAAAAACAUCUGCGGUAGCAAUUCUAAAUGCUCUAAUACCAAGGGCUCGUUCCACUGCACAUGCGAACAAGGGUUUGCUAGUGUCAAUAACAAGAACUGCGUCGAUAUUGAUGAAUGUAAAAAUACCUCCGCCUGCAAUUUUCAUGCGACAUGUCAAAAUCUUCUAGGAUCAUACAAGUGUACGUGCUCUGAUGGUUUCACUGGAGAUGGUCAGCCAAUCCCCAACGGCUGUUCCGCACUAGCUUGGUGUGAAUGGAAAGGGAAAGCAAUAUGCGAUCAAGAAUUCAGGAAGUGUGACAACUCCUUGAAAAAAUGCACUGAAUGUUUACCAGGCUUUAAAGAUGUCGACAGCACAUGCAAGGAUAUCGACGAGUGCAGUGGAACCCCUUGCGGUGAGGGUGGAGCUUGCACGAACAGCCCUGGGUCAUACACCUGCAAAUGCAAAAAGGGCUUCCACUUCGACAAGAAACAUAAACUUUGUAAAGACAUCAAUGAAUGUAGUAGAUCUAAACGAGUCUGCCAUGACGACGCUGUCUGUAAAAAUUCUCCAGGGUCGUUCGACUGCAACUGCAAACAAGGUUUUGAUGGCGAUGGCUUUUAUUGCGCGGAUAUAAACGAGUGUUAUACUGGUGCCUACAAGUGCCCUGCUCAUUCUGUAUGCUAUAACUUACUUGGAUCUUAUAAAUGCGUUUGCAAAAAGGGUUACCACACAACAGGAUCGAAAUGUCAUAAAGGCGGAGCUGUUGAUACAAAUGCAAAGAAAACAGAGCCUGGUAAACUAGCUUCAGUGUACAGCAAAGUUGCUUUUUGGAAUGGUUCAUCGCAUGGAUUCACACCAAAUAUUUUCACUUUCGCUACAAUGUUUGCUGUUCUAGUAGUAUUCAGAGAACAGUUGUGAAAAUUCCUUUGCUGCCAUAAAACGUUCAUUUAAA
Exaiptasia diaphana is the source of this 2586-nucleotide messenger RNA. Its product is annotated as latent-transforming growth factor beta-binding protein 4. Gene Ontology annotation, molecular function: calcium ion binding. The transcript has a single exon. The coding region runs from base 18 to 2552 and encodes 844 amino acids. NCBI's taxonomy places the organism in Eukaryota, Metazoa, Cnidaria, Anthozoa, Actiniaria, Aiptasiidae. The record is from RefSeq and is a predicted model, not a curated record.